Messenger RNA from Punica granatum (pomegranate), 940 nucleotides. Lineage: Eukaryota; Viridiplantae; Streptophyta; Magnoliopsida; Myrtales; Lythraceae. The record is from RefSeq and is a predicted model, not a curated record.
AAAAAAAAGAAGAAGAGAGAACUCGCACCCGCAUCACGCGCACUGGUUUACUACGAUAGGUCUUACGAUCACAGAUCCGGUGGAGCUUUUCGCCGGACGAAGACGGAAGCGUGACGACGAUGACUCCUCUCAACCUCAGCUGAGCUCAACUCACUCAACUGUCAACUCCGAUCCAGUCCUCUUCCCAGCUUCUGAUUCUAAACCGUGCGAAGAAGCUGCGGGAUUGGUCCCUGUUGUCAUCAGUCUUCAAUCUUCUCCGUCUAGAUUGGAGGCUUGUAAUGGCGGGAGUUGUGUCCAAGUUCUUUGUGGCGUCGAUGUUCAUGUGGAUGGCUCCUAUCGCGAUACUGUAUGGAUUUAACAAUAACUUGUUUCCUGGUUUGAGCGAAUUAUCUCCUCAUUCUUUGACGCUUUUGAGCGGUUUCCUCGCUGUCAUAUCGGUCAACGUGGUGAUUGGAUUCUACAUAUAUAUGGCUAUGAAGGAGCCGUCGGAGAAACACGAGCCUGAUCCUGAGUUUCUUGCUGAGGCUCAAGCUAGUAUCAAGAAGCCUGCAGAUGCAUCUGAGGGUCCUUCCCAACACCGUGAGAAAGAAGAGUAGUACGCUGUAGCUAAGGGCUUUAAACAGGUGAUUGGAUGUUGAAAUUCAAGUUCUCUUCAUCUGUCAUAUUCUCUGUUGGUUUAGCAUCAUUGGGCUAUAAUGAUCUUGUAAAAGGUGAAGUCCUACUUUUACGGAAACCAAGGGUCAGGAAGAUGCUUUCAGGUUGUAAUCUUCAAACCUUUAUAGAGUGGUUUUAGGUCAAUUAUUUUUAGCAAUGGAACUGCCGUAGAUACUGAAAGGUAAAGUAGUUAUAGUCCCAAAGUUGUCGAGGAUAGUGCCAUAAGUUGUUUGAGGUUAAUACUCAGACCGGCUUAACAGUUUAAAGUAAAAGAUAUUACGAAGGA